Molecule: messenger RNA, 698 nt
Organism: Effrenium voratum
Lineage: Eukaryota; Dinophyceae; Suessiales; Symbiodiniaceae
Source: the annotation of a GenBank genome assembly
CUCAAGCAAGCGUGGGGCGCGCGCAAGCGCGCGCCCUCCUUUGGGGGGGCACACGGUGCGCGUGCCAUGCAGAGUGCUGUGCUGAAGACCCACUAUGGCAAUGACGGUCUUCGAACGCACGUGGAAGAGCCCACGGCCUUCAUCGGAGCGGUCGGCAUCGGGGCCGGCAUUGGAGCCGCAGCGGGAGGUCUGGGCGUGUUCAUGCUGUGCAAUGCCAAGUGCCCGGGCGGCAUCAAGGGUGCAGGAAUCCUAGGCGGCACGCUGAGCGCGCUGAACCCGCUCACGCUGCUGUCCAAGAAGGACGAGAAAGAGGAGAAGGAGGCCGCGAAGGAUCCAGACCCGCAGCAGAAAUUGUUUAAGCAAGUGGAUUACAUAGAGAAAGAAAUCUGCAACAUGAAUUGCAAAGUGGCAGCUCUGAUGGGCGCCGCCGCGGGCGCUGUGGCAGGAGGGACCAUCGCCAAGGUCAAGACGGGGGGCGGCAUGGCGGGGCCGCUGGACGAAGAUAACACCGAGACCUUCUUCGUGCUUACCAAGCAGAUGGAGGAUAUGCGGAGUCAAGUGGACGAUGCGGUUGGCCGUGUACGAUCGCUGCAAUCGCAGGAGAGACAACCGGACCGAACUCAGUCUCUGAGAUGUGACUUCAUAUGACAUGCCAUGCGAGGUGAAGGGAACCGGGCGACACCGCAAUGCUUCGGGAC